Pimephales promelas (fathead minnow) is the source of this 639-nucleotide messenger RNA. RefSeq names its product dynein, light chain, LC8-type 1 (gene dynll1). Gene Ontology annotation, molecular function: dynein intermediate chain binding. The record is from RefSeq and is a predicted model, not a curated record. Gene Ontology annotation, cellular component: cytoplasmic dynein complex. Gene Ontology annotation, biological process: motile cilium assembly; intraciliary retrograde transport. NCBI's taxonomy places the organism in Eukaryota, Metazoa, Chordata, Actinopteri, Cypriniformes, Leuciscidae.
CGGGCCGUUACACACCUACAUUACUUUGGUCAAGCACACAGCGGGAGCAUCACAGAAGCAGCGAGUGAGACUCCUUUCUCUCCUUAUACGGAAAUCUGCACGUAAAUAAGAACAACCAUGUCUGACAGAAAGGCCGUGAUCAAGAAUGCGGACAUGUCCGAGGAGAUGCAGCAGGACGCGGUGGAGUGCGCAACACAGGCGCUGGAGAAGUACAACAUCGAGAAGGACAUCGCUGCCUAUAUCAAGAAGGAGUUUGACAAAAAGUACAACCCCACCUGGCAUUGCAUCGUGGGAAGGAACUUCGGCAGCUACGUGACUCACGAGACCAAACACUUCAUCUACUUCUACUUGGGUCAGGUGGCCAUCUUGCUCUUCAAAUCGGGCUGAGCGACGCCACAUGAUUAUACAGACCGCAAUGAACUGACUGUACUGACGAGGCGAACCAUUCCUGUACUGGGACCUGCCUUCUCUCGGCUGCUUCUCUUCUCCUUUCAUUCUGAUUAUUGUUUAGAAAACGGCCAUUUGGGAGGGAAAUGCCAUAACGAAACAACUGUAUUUAUUCUUGUUUUCUAUACAGCGUUUUAUGUCACCUGCGUUUUUUUUUAAUUAAAGCAAAAUGGUUUGGCCGUUUGCCUGGAA